Messenger RNA from Cordyceps fumosorosea ARSEF 2679, 2502 nucleotides. Its product is annotated as sulfate permease II. Gene Ontology annotation, cellular component: membrane. The record is from RefSeq and is a predicted model, not a curated record. Bases 1 to 2502 code for a protein of 833 amino acids. Gene Ontology annotation, biological process: transmembrane transport. The transcript has a single exon. NCBI's taxonomy places the organism in Eukaryota, Fungi, Ascomycota, Sordariomycetes, Hypocreales, Cordycipitaceae. Gene Ontology annotation, molecular function: secondary active sulfate transmembrane transporter activity.
AUGCCGCGCAUCUCCAGCAGGAUCGGCCAUGGCCUUACCAAGGGGCUUGGCAUCCAAGUGGAGGACCCCGACCGCGGCCGCGAUGCCGUCACUCGAGGCGAGUCUGUCAUGUCCGCCCAAACCAGCGAUUCCUUCUUUGAAGGCCCUCCCACUACCUUAGAGUGGAUUCAUGAACAGGUUCCUACCCGCCAGGAGACGGCCGCCUAUAUCAAGUCUCUCUUCCCGUUUCUCUCUUGGAUAACACACUACAACUUACAGUGGCUGGCUGGCGAUCUUGUCGCGGGCAUCACCAUUGGCGCUGUCCUCGUUCCCCAAGGCAUGGCCUAUGCCCUGUUGGCCAACCUCGAGCCCCAAUUCGGUCUCUACUCGUCCUUUAUGGGUGUCAUCAUCUACUGGAUCUUCGGUACUUCGAAAGAUAUAUCCAUCGGUCCUGUCGCCGUUCUUUCUACCGUUGUCGGCACCGUCGUGGCAGAUUUCAAGUCAUCCGGCUUACCCUAUUCCGCAAACGUCAUUGCCUCUGCCCUAUCCAUCGUGGCAGGUUGCAUUGUCUUGGGUAUGGGCCUUCUGCGUCUGGGUUGGUUGGUUGACUUGAUUUCCAUUACCUCCCUGUCUGCAUUCAUGACGGGCUCUGCCAUCACCAUCGCUGUCAGCCAGCUGCCCGCUCUUCUCGGCCUUCAUGGCUUCUCCAACAGAGACGCUCCGUACAAGGUCAUCAUCAACACUCUCAAGAACCUUCCUCAUGUCAAGCUCGACGCUGCUCUAGGUCUCACCGCGCUCUUCCUACUCUACCUCAUCCGAUUUAUCCUGACCCGCGCCGCCGAGCGCUGGCCCAACAAGAAGCGUAUCAUCUUCUUUGCAAACACCAUGAGAACCGUCUUUGCUAUCUUGCUCUACACCAUGAUCUCAUGGCUCGUCAACCGAAACCGUCGUGAGCACCCGGCCUUCAGUGUCCUGGGCGUCGUUCCGAAAGGCUUUCAAAAUGUCGGCCCUCCUCACUUAGACAGCGCUCUCAUUUCCAAGUUUGCUACGCACUUGCCCGCCACUGUCAUUGUCAUGCUCGUCGAGCACAUUGCCAUUUCCAAGUCUUUUGGUCGUGUUAACAACUACACCAUAGACCCUUCUCAGGAAAUGGUUGCCAUCGGCAUGACCAAUAUUCUCGGACCCUUUCUCGGCGGCUACCCUUCCACUGGUUCCUUCAGUCGUACUGCUGUCAACUCCAAAGCUGGGGUCCGCACACCAGCAGCUGGCAUUAUCACUGGUCUCGUAGUCUUAAUUGCUACAUAUCUUCUCACCUCAGUCUUCUUCUAUAUCCCGAGCGCAUCUCUUGCUGCCGUCAUCAUCCACGCCGUCGGCGACCUCAUUACACCUCCCAACACGGUCUACCAGUUUUGGCGAGUCUCUCCCCUCGAGGUCUUUGUCUUUUUUAUCGGUGUAUUUGUUAGUGUGUUUGUUCACAUUGAAGAAGGCUUGUACGCCACCGUCUGUCUCUCUGCGGCCAUUCUUCUCUUCCGCAUUCUUAAGGCGCAAGGCCGGUUUAUGGGCAAGGUCCGCGUCCACUCCGUCCUCGGCGAUCAUGUCAUUGGUGCCGACGACAAGCAGCUUGUUGGCGAGUAUGGCACAUUCACCGAGACGCUGGAGAACUCAUCUCGCAACGUCUUCUUGCCUCUGGACCACGGCGAUGGCUCUAACCCCGAGGUGGAGCUUGAGAAUCCCUAUCCUGGCGUCUUCAUCUACCGCUUCUCCGAGGGCUUCAACUACCCCAACGCCAACCACUCCCUGGAGUAUCUCAUCGAUUACAUCAAGUCCCAAACACAACGCACCAGCCCUGAGAUGUUUGAACGCAAAGGCGACCGACCAUGGAACAACCCCGGACCCCGCAAGACGGCCAAGAGUAGAGAAACCGACAAGGAUCGAAUGCCGAAUCUCAAGGCCAUCAUUCUCGACUUCAGCUCCGUUAACAAUGUCGAUAUUACUUCAGUCCAGCGUCUGAUUGACGUGCGCAAUCAGCUUGACAAGUACACGGCCCCCAAGGUGGUUGACUGGCACAUCGCCUGCAUUAACAACCGCUGGACCAAGCGUGCCCUCAUUGCCGGCGGAUUUGGCGUGCCCACGGCCCCCUCAGACGGAGUCCCUCACCGCUGGCGCUCAAUCUUCAGUGUCGCGGAGAUUGGCGGCAAAGACUCUGCCGCUGCUGUCGCCGAGGAGAGCGCACACGAGCGUGACCUGGCCCUAGCCCUGCGCCACAACCAAGCUCCCGAUGAGGAGAUGGGCAAGGCGGGUGAUCUGGGUAUAUACGACUCGGACGAGCCUAUAUCUACGGGCCGUGAUGACGAGAAGCCCAAUUUGGCCGCCACGCUUCGCCAGCGCCGCAAGGGGGCCGUCGUUAGCGGCCUGGACAGACCGCUCUUCCACAUUGACCUGACGAGCGCUGUUCAGAGCGCCAUUUCCAACGUCGAGGCAAGAGAAGAGUUUCGCGCCGGAACCAUGACAGGAGGAUCUUAG